UUUUCUUUUUUUUUUCUUUUUUUUUUCUUUUUUUUUUAUUUUUAUUGAUCGAACGCCUUCAUAUCUCCCUCGUGUCUUAAAACGUCUCAUUUCAUCCCGAGACUUAUAGAUAAUAACAUGGUCAUCAUUGUUUAUUUGAAUCACAAUAGACACAAGAGAAAAGAAAGACAACAACCAUCGAUCCAAAAUGAUCCCCCCUCCCCUUCUCAUUGUUUAAACAUGUCUUAUUUAACCCUCCCCUUGUUCAUCACAAGUUAACAUAGGUCAUGUUUUCUCUUGCUCAAAAUUUACCUCCGAGUAUUAUUGAGGGAAUACUCUCACAGGUAUCUCAAAGAGAUGUUUAUCAAUGCAUGUUUGUUUGCAAGACAUGGUUAAUGCAAGCACGUAGUCUAGUCUAUCAUACCCUCCAUCUCCCAUGUAAGAGGAACGGAUUUGCCACAUUUCUUUCCAUGGUAGAGUCUUCCCACGCAUGCUUUCAUUCCGUUCGAUCUCUUCAAUUGGAUGACUGUUCCGUAAAUCAAAAUCUAAUAAAAGACUAUUUGUUUCACCAAAUAUUCUCAAGUUUCCCAAACCUGUGCCACAUUGACAUGACGCGUAUCAAAUCCACAUCCGAUCUAGAAUACCUAUUGACCAUGCUAAAUACCUCUUUACAUCAAUACCCUCUUCAUUCUCUCCAGCAUGUCCAAAUACCUUCUCUGAUAGCAUCACAUAUUCCACUCAUGGACGCUUAUUUUAAGACUUGCUACACAGCACGACAAUCACUACAACAGCUCACUCUAUAUCCUUCUCACAUGAACUCUCUCCAAAAACUGUCAGAUUUUCCAAACCUGUACCAUCUUACCAUCUAUAACAAGGAUUGUGUGGUCAUUGAAGAAAAUGAACGUGUCAUACUAGCUUUUCUCCUUGCAUCAUGUCCCCACUUGAUCACUUUGAAUAUCUAUCAUCAGAUCAAAAGAUCAGAUACAUCCAACAAACUACUUCCGUGUGAAUUAUUAUCAUUACCCUUACGUCAUAUAGAUCAUCACUAUAGAAACUUGAGAAAUUUAUCCUUAUCAACCACUACCUUGGAUACAGCUCAGAUGGAAUACAUUCUAUCAUUUAUAUCAACCUCUCACCUAACAUCGCUCUCAAUCAAUCUGGAAAACCAUAGGACCUUACAGGAAUGGAUUGGGGAGGCCUCUAUAGACACUGUAUUAAGAUUCGCACAUCAUUUGAGUCUCGUAUCGAAACUCAUGUUUAGAAUCGCCAGUAAAUACGAUGAAACAGAUGACCGUCUUACUUUAAACAAUGUAUUGCAAGUCAAUGCAUUAUUAUGGUCCAUGGCCAAUAGCAUCAUGACUACAGCAGGAACUAACACUGAAAAAGUUUAUCUGAAACUAGACUGCAUGGCAGAUCUCCAUGAUUGUUUCUCUGAUGAGACCACCACCCCAACGGCGACGACGACGACAACAACAAUGGCUUCAUUAUUAAAUAAGCAAGAUUUUCAAUUUGAAAUUGAUAGAACAGACAAUGGUUCAUGGCACCUAUGGCAAUGUGCUCCAUUUUCUAUCAUGAUGGCUCAUUUUUUUUCCACUGAAACAAGUCCAUCCAUACAGCAUAUAACACACCUAGAUUUAAAAGUGCCUGAAAAUCAAUUGAUCGAUGGUUUAACUCUGAUACUGACCUAUUUUACUCGACUCGUCGAAUUCACUUUAACUUCUCCCCUGACAUCACAAUCGAUACGAGGCUCAAAAGAUGAGGAAGCUUGUUCUUUAGCAACCAAAUUUGAUGCAUUGCAUAUCAAGCAUGUGGCUUUAUCUACCUCAUGGAUCCAUACACUGGAUAGGUGGCUGCCUUCCAUUGAAACCCUUUGGAUUGAAGACUGUCUGUUUCCAGAAAGAGAUGUUUUGCUGGAUUUGAGUUGCAUGAAACAUUUACAUUAUUGCUAUUUUCAAUUUCCAGAGCUGGCGAGUCGAUACCCACACGUCCUUGUGAAAUUAACGACUCAAAAAGACAAUGGAAGGAUCACUUAUUUGACCUUGGUACCCCAACAAGAAGUAGAACGCCGUGUGUUUGUAGAAAUAGACAGUUUGCAGAUAAAUCAGUUCUUGCUGUCUCAUCCUAACGUAUUUACAAUUGAGAUUGUCUUGUCUUGUCUUGACAUUUUUAAAUUAGACAAGUGGUAUGAAAAAUAGACAUGUAUCUAUCUGUAGCUACUCCCCCUAAUAAAAACCGCUGCUUAAAAAGACGGAUGGCGCGGUAUAUCUCGCGCUUGAUAGGAUUGGCUUUUUCAAGUGUUUAUCUUUUCUGUGUCAUUGCGAAUGCGUAAAUCAUGUUUUUAAAGUGAGAACCAGACCUUAAUAACACCGAAACGUUUUUUUUUUUUUUUUUUUUUUUUUU
Mucor mucedo is the source of this 2379-nucleotide messenger RNA. RefSeq lists its product as uncharacterized. Bases 267 to 2174 code for a protein of 635 amino acids. Gene Ontology annotation, molecular function: protein binding. The record is from RefSeq and is a predicted model, not a curated record. The transcript has a single exon. NCBI's taxonomy places the organism in Eukaryota, Fungi, Mucoromycota, Mucoromycetes, Mucorales, Mucoraceae.